Camelina sativa (false flax) is the source of this 1540-nucleotide messenger RNA. RefSeq lists its product as uncharacterized. NCBI's taxonomy places the organism in Eukaryota, Viridiplantae, Streptophyta, Magnoliopsida, Brassicales, Brassicaceae. The record is from RefSeq and is a predicted model, not a curated record.
ACUUUAUUUUAACACGAUGUGUAACACGAUGAGCCUUGAGCUUUAUUUUAUACAGUAAAAAUCGGAUCUUGUCGAUGUGGUAGCAAGUGAGUGAAACUGCAAUAAGAAAUAAUUUUUGUCCCACAUCGAACCGUAAGAAAAAAGCAUAAACUAGCUUUCGUUUACCCACAUCGGACUUGUGUUCUCUUCUUCUUCUUCUUCUUCUGUCGGAAAAGGGCUUCUGAUCCUUUAUUUCGGAAUUAAAAAUCUCUAAUUUCUUCACUCCUUUAUCUCGAUUUCGCAAGGAUCAAUUGAUGGAGAAACUGAAGGAGGCUUUGAGUUUUAUCUGCUCAUAUAGUUUCUUGAGGAUGGCUUUGUUUUGGCACACUGCCCUCCUUUUUUCUUACUUUCAAUUGCUUAAAAGUAGUCUCUUUCGCUCUAAAUCAAGUUCCUCUUCUUCUUGCUCUACUCAUUCAUUGACUACUAAUUCACACAGACCUGUUUGUGUUAUCACUGGUGCUACUUCGGGCCUUGGUAAGGCUACUGCGUUUAAGCUUUCCAAGAAAGGGUUCUACGUUGUUCUUGUUGGACGGUCCUCCCACUUAUUAUCAAAGACAUUGAGUGAAAUUAAGAUGGAGAAUGAGGAUGCACAACUCAAAGCUUUUGAAGUUGACUUGUCGUCUUUUCAAUCAGUUUCCAAGUUUAGAAACUCUCUAGAGCAAUGGCUUUUAGAAUCUGAUUUACAUUCUUCGAUACAAUUGUUGGUGAACAAUGCUGGAAUACUAGCAGCAUCAAGCCGGCCAACCGUUGAAGGCUUUGACAGGAUGAUUGCUACAAAUUAUGUUGGCCCUUUCUCUUUGACCAAACUUCUCUUACCCCUCCUGAGAAACAGCCCUGUGCCUUCACGAGUCGUGAAUGUUACAUCUUUUACACAUCGUGCUGUUUUUGCUGGAAGGUUUGACAUGGAUUCUGUUACUGGAGUAAACUUUUCGAAAUCAAAGCAGUAUCCUUGUGCUACGAUCUAUGAGUAUUCUAAAUUAUGCCUUCUACUCUUCUCGUAUGAGCUGCAUAGACAGCUUCACCUCAUGGAUGAUUCUCAUCACAUCUCUGUUGCAGCGGUAGAUCCAGGAGCAGUAAAUACAAACAUAACGCAUGAGCUUCCUUCAUAUAUACAAGUCAUGGCGUUUUGGGGUCUCAAGAUUCUUGGACUCAUGCAGUCCUCAGAGGAUGCAGCUGAAUCUGUCAUUGAUGCUGCUUUAGCUCCACCUGAAGUAUCAGGCAAAUAUUUCUUUGGAGGAAAGGGCAGGACCAUUGAAUCUUCAGCGCUUUCCUGUGAACCAAAACUGGCUAAGGAACUCUGGGACACAUCAUGUCUCAUAUUCAACGAACUGCAACAAACUUACACUGGAUAAUCAAAAUCAUCUGUAUACAUUUGUCUUAGUUUUGGCUAAUUACGUAAUCCUAGGAUACAAACUUCAAAUUACUGUUCAAGUUUCUUACUGUAAUCAAAAAACUUGUUGUCAAUUUUUGAGCCAUCCAAAUAAAAGUGUGAUUAGACCAA